Molecule: messenger RNA, 345 nt
Organism: Colletotrichum higginsianum IMI 349063
Lineage: Eukaryota; Fungi; Ascomycota; Sordariomycetes; Glomerellales; Glomerellaceae
Exons: 2
Coding region: 1-345 (114 amino acids)
Source: RefSeq, a predicted model, not a curated record
AUGAAGUUCCAUUCUGUAACGAUGGCAGAGCUGCCCGAAAGUGCUGGAAUGCACCGCCAGGAAAGGGUGGUGUUUUUCGCUUCCGACCAUGCGAAUUGGAAUCCCCAUGUCCGGAUGCAAGGAUGCUUUGGUGGUGUUGCUGGACGCCUGCACAUAAGUCUCCCUACCAGCCAUGUCCGGCUUGGGGUAGGUCAGACACUGAACGGACAACGGCCCGGUGAUCUGCAGCACUGUUGUACCUUGACGCCACGGUCCAAGAUGGCCUCGAGCAUGAUGCUAGUGUACUGCUGCAAACGUAGACGGCAAAAGGGGUCGAGUAGCCUUAGAAAACCAUACCAAAUUUGA